UCGUUCACCUACACCAGUCACAUUAAACUUAUAUUUCGUAUAAUAACCGAGCCACAAUUCAACUGAAAAAAAAAACUCAAAUUUCGGUGGACAAAGUGGACGAACAUGUCCAACUUACAAGAUGUGCCGCUCGCCGAUCCCGAAGUUCUGCCAGUGGAUGGCUCCGAAGUGACCCCCGCGCCCAAAUCCAGCUCACUGAAGCGAUUCUUCAAGAUCAGCAAGAAGCCGCUGAUGCGGGACCAAGUGGAGGAAGUCAGCGAGACCUCCUCCCAGGACAACAAGGAGUUGGGCAGGUCCAACACGAUAAGUAGGUUCUUCACCCGCUUGAAGGGAUCAAGCAAAGAUGGCCAGGAGCAAUCCAGCUCAGUAGCCGACGCCGUUGCGCAUGAGAAGCCAGUGCCGAACGCCAAGCCCACUAUAAAGACAUCCAUAUCAUCCUACUGGAAGCUGCUGUUCAAUCGGCAGAAGAACCAGCGCCAAAAUGCGGGUUUCGGACUGUCCAAUAAUGUGCAGAACGGGGAAGUGGAAGAGGUCCACGAACUGCAGCCGGUAAACCAUGAAUCUGAAACCGAUUGUCAAGCGAGUUCCAAGGUAGAAGAGUCCGCAGUUGAGGACUACCCCACGGAUCCGGCUCAGGAACCACCAAAUACUUUGGCCAAAAACAACAGGGCUUCGGGAGAGGAUCUCAGCGCCUUGGAGGGCGGUCCAUUGUCCAUUGCGGAAGCCGAGAUUGAGGACUCCAUUCAGCCAGCUCCAACUUUUGUUAAUCAAUACAACUAGGAUAUAUUCCGAAAGGAUCUAAUACAUCACCCGUUCUCUAGGCCACCGCUCCCAAAUCUGAAGGUGUUCCGCCGCUACACUUCACAGUCCACUCUGUAAGCAUAUUAAGGAUUCAAGAUAUUUCCGCGUACUUUCAAACACCACAAACACGCUCAAACUUACCUUACAAUAAACGCAGGCAUACUCGAAAUA
Molecule: messenger RNA, 972 nt
Organism: Drosophila biarmipes
Lineage: Eukaryota; Metazoa; Arthropoda; Insecta; Diptera; Drosophilidae
Exons: 2
Coding region: 106-780 (224 amino acids)
Source: RefSeq, a predicted model, not a curated record